Messenger RNA from Gilbertella persicaria, 216 nucleotides. RefSeq names its product ubiquinol-cytochrome-c reductase complex subunit-domain-containing protein. The record is from RefSeq and is a predicted model, not a curated record. The transcript has 2 exons. Gene Ontology annotation, biological process: mitochondrial electron transport, ubiquinol to cytochrome c. Bases 1 to 216 code for a protein of 71 amino acids. Lineage: Eukaryota; Fungi; Mucoromycota; Mucoromycetes; Mucorales; Choanephoraceae.
AUGCCUGUCUCUAGAAUUGUUUCCUCUCCUCACUUCUCUUUUAUUACACCCGAAAAGUUCGUUAGAGUUGCUCCUAACCUUGCCACCUGGGGUGCUGCUGCUGGUACUGCUGUCGUUCUCUUGGGCUCUGAUGUUCCUUUGAUCAAGAAGGAUAUCUUGAGCAAAAUUCCUGUUGUUGGUAGCUACUGGGCUGUUCCUGAAGUCGAUCAAGAAUAG